AUGUCAUAUGUAUUAACAGCAAUAUCACACGGCGAUAGUAAAUUUGAAACCGAGACAUUGAAUUCUAUCAGAGAGUUUAUCCACAAUAAAUUUACCCUCAUUUCAUCUAAAGAGUUAUCACCACGUGCAAUAGAUUAUACCAUUCUGAUCAAUGAUUUUGAAUCUAGCAAGGAAAUUGUGAAAGAAUUUUCUAUAUCCAAGUCUUUUGAUUUGGUUAUUCAACCAGAAUCAUCAAGAAAAACCAAAAAAUUGUUUAUUUUUGAUAUGGACUCUACAUUGAUUUAUCAAGAAGUAAUCGAAUUGAUCGCAAGUUACGCCGACAUUGAAGAUAAGGUCGCUGAAAUUACCACUCGAGCCAUGAAUGGAGAAUUAGAUUUUAACCAAUCAUUAGCCGAAAGAGUAUUGCUAUUGAAGGGGAUUGACGCAUCUUCAAUUUGGGAUGAGUUGAAAUUGAAAAUUCAAGUAACAAAGGGAGUUCCUGAAUUAUGCAAAGCAUUGAAAAAAUUAGAUAUAGUCAUGGGAGUUUGUUCAGGAGGGUUUAUCCCGUUGGCGGAGUUUUUAAAGGAGAAGUUAGGCUUGGACUACGCUUUUGCCAAUACCUUAGGAGUCGAUGACUCUAAUCGUUUAAAUGGUACCACUGUUGGUCCUAUAGUGAACGGAGAAAAAAAAGCAGAAUUAUUAUUAGAAAUAGCUAAAAAACACAAAAUAGAUCCAUUGGAUGCCGUUGCAGUUGGAGAUGGAGCUAAUGAUUUGAAAAUGAUGUCUGUAGCUGGAUUCGGUAUUGCUUGGAAUGCUAAGCCUAAGGUACAAAAACAAGCACCAGCCUGCUUAAACACGAAGAGCUUAUCGGAUAUUUUAUACAUCAUGGGCUACAGUGACAAAGAAAUAAAAGAGUUGAUAGAUUAG
Molecule: messenger RNA, 906 nt
Organism: Candida dubliniensis CD36
Lineage: Eukaryota; Fungi; Ascomycota; Pichiomycetes; Serinales; Debaryomycetaceae
Gene: SER2
Product: phosphoserine phosphatase
Exons: 1
Coding region: 1-906 (301 amino acids)
Biological process (GO): dephosphorylation; L-serine biosynthetic process
Cellular component (GO): cytoplasm
Molecular function (GO): L-phosphoserine phosphatase activity; magnesium ion binding
Source: RefSeq, a predicted model, not a curated record